Messenger RNA from Vicugna pacos (alpaca), 1322 nucleotides. The record is from RefSeq and is a predicted model, not a curated record. NCBI's taxonomy places the organism in Eukaryota, Metazoa, Chordata, Mammalia, Artiodactyla, Camelidae.
GCCAGCGCGGCCCAGCGCCCGCAAGGAGGCGCCAGGCACGGCGGUCCACCCGCCUCUGAUGGACCGGAUGCCAGCUACCUGCGGCUAGUUUGAUUUAACAGUGGGGUGUACUUGGUGAGAGCGAAUCUGAAUCAUUAAAGAGAAAAAAUGUGAAAGAUUAGGAGUGGGAGAGUGGAGGUCGGAGAAAAUAUGAGAAGACGGUGGAAGGGGGACAGAAAAGAGACAAAAGAAGCUGCAAAAAAAAAAAAAAAAACAAAAAACAGGAAGUUAUCUUCGGAGGUUAGAGGAAACGAGCUUCCUCAGUGGUCUUGGACUGAGGACUCGGGGCAGUGCUCAGAGGUGAAUGUACAUAGAUGCACACCAGGCCUCUUUUGUAGGUUACUGUCCUAAAACUGAUGGGAAGAAUGUUGCCGGCAUCUCAGACUAAAUGUCUUCUUUUGCUGAUACUGGAGCUUAUAGGACUCGACAAGACACUGGGCAAUGCUCAUUCUCUCUGCCUCGACCUCACCAUCAAAUCACAGUCCAGACCCGGACAGCCCUGGUGUGAGGUUCAAGGCUCGGUGGAUACAAAGCCUUUCCUCCACUAUGACGCUGACAGCAAUGAGGUCAAACCUUUGGGUCUCCUGGGGAAGGAAGUAAAUGCCACCAAAGCAUGGACAGAAUUGAGCCAGACACUGGCAGAGGUGGGGCAAGAGCUCAGAAUGAUGCUGCCUGUCUUGAAACCACACAAAAACAAGACCAGGGGUCCUCCCACCCUGCAGGCCAAGCUGUGUUGUCGGCGUGAAGCAGAGCGAUGCACUGGCGCGUCCUGGCAGUUCAGCAUCGACGGACACACAGCCCUCCUGCUUGACGCCAUGAACAUGAAGUGGACAGUCAUUAGUCCUGGAGCCACAGGGAUCGAGGAGUGGGAGAACAACCCGGAACUGGCCGCGUAUUUCAGGAAGACCUCCGUGGGAGACUGUAAUCACUGGUUUCAGGAAUUCCUAGAACACUGGGAGGAAAGGCUGGAGCCGGAGACCACAGCACCAACAUUACAGUCCUCAGAUAAUGAGCAGUCUACAGACCUCCAGUUAAUGUCAUGGGUCAUCCCAUCCAUCUUCGUCAGUUUAGUCCUAAUUAGCAUCACCAUCGGAAACCACAGGAGGUCACGUACCACCCAAGAUGGUUCCAGGACUGAAGAGCAUGUCUCGACUUUUCACAGCCCCUCAGACUCAGAGAAGCACAGAAGGGUGCAGAGCCAGGACCCCCUGACCUGAAGGGAGAAGCAGCACCUGGGACCAACUGCCUGGGGUCCAGGCCCUCCUUCAGGCCCAGCCGCCCUU